This is a messenger RNA of Epinephelus fuscoguttatus (brown-marbled grouper), 5920 nucleotides long. RefSeq names its product proto-oncogene DBL (gene mcf2b). The coding region runs from base 191 to 3241 and encodes 1016 amino acids. The record is from RefSeq and is a predicted model, not a curated record. Gene Ontology annotation, cellular component: cytoplasm. The transcript is spliced from 26 exons. Gene Ontology annotation, biological process: dendrite development. Lineage: Eukaryota; Metazoa; Chordata; Actinopteri; Perciformes; Serranidae. Gene Ontology annotation, molecular function: guanyl-nucleotide exchange factor activity.
CCCCACCAUCCUGGUCUCCAGCAGGAGUGCGUCUGCUGAGGUGCGCACUCAGCGCGCUGCUCGGCCCGCCCGGACACUGCAGUGUAGGUUACCGUGCCAUCGCUGCGGCUGCUCGCUCCCGACAACACGUCCCGCUGCAGACUUCCCGGGCUCGGGGAGAACAGGGGAGAGCAGGGAAGCGCCGAAAGCCAUGGCCGAGUCCAACCCGCUGCGGGGGUUCCCCCGUCUGCGCCGGGCCGCGACCUCAUUUCCAGGAAAUCUACAUUUGGUCUUGGUGCUCCGCCCCUCUGGCUUGUUAAGCUCUGCCCCGAGUCCGUCUUCAAGCACUGACCUGGGCUUCCGCUUCAGCCAGGAUGACUUCCUGUUAAAGAUGCCGGUGGUGAUGCUGCGUUCAGUUGGUGACCUGCUGCGCUACAUCGAUGAAAACCACCUGACAUCAGACUUCACUGCGAAAGUGGAGUACUGCCAAAGUGACUGGAUCGUCCUCCGCACGGCCAUUGAGACCUUUGCGGUGACAGUGAAGGAGAUCGCCCAGCUGCUGCAGGGCUUCGGAUCAGAGCUAUCUGAAACUGAGCUUCCAGACGAAGCUAAUGCCAUCGAGUUCCUGCUGCACUCACACACACACCGAUACCGACAGAUGAAGGAUGAUAUACGGGGCGUCCUGAAAGAAGGACGGCUGCUGCUGUCCAACCUGGAGACUGUUAAGGCCUCUAAGAGAGACGCAGAGGAGGAGAGGGACCUAAAAUCAGACAUGGACACUGUUCAGAGGCUCCUGGCUCAGCUCAGAGACAUGGAGGAGGCGUUUGACGGCUUCUUUGAGAAACACCACCUGAAGCUGCAGCAGUACCACCAGCUGCUGCACUAUGAAAUGAGUUUCCAGCAGAUGGAGGAGGUGCUGAAGAGGAUCACUGAGCAGGAGAUGGUCAUUGCGCCUGUGGGGACCACAGUGGUUCAGACAGAACAGUUAUUGAAGGACCUGGAGAUAUUGGACGCACGCGCUCAGGAGGAGAUGGCUCGAGCCCAGGUGGUGAUCCUGCACGGCCACCAGUUGGCUGCCAACCACCAUUACGCCCUGGCGCUCAUCGUCCAACGCUGCAACGAGCUGCGACAUUACUGCGAUGUCAUCACCAAUGCCACACGCGCCAAGCGGGCCUCGCUUGCCCGAGCACGAGACCUACUGCUUCGCCUUGAAGACGCCCUAAGGUGGUGUGACGAGGGCGCCUAUCUCCUGGCGAGUCAAAUGGUGGACAAGUUCCAAACCAGAGAGGGAGCUCAGGAGGCGCUGCAGUACCUGAGCUGCCACCAGGAGAGGGCGCCGUCCGCACUAAAAAACUGCCAGGACAUUGUGAGCCUGGAGUUUGAAGCCAUACUCACCCCACAGCUGCAGUCCCAAAUAUCCAUGGUAACAGAGAAGUUGAACUCGGUGCAGUCUAUGAUCAAGAACAGAGAGCAGUGUCUGAGGAAGCUGGCCGAUGUACAGGUCAGACCGAUUCAGCUGGUGGCCCCCAGGCCUGAACCUGACCAGACCGCACAGCGCUGCAAGUCACCUCUCUUCUCUCCCAAACAUGGUGUAGACUUUAACGUUCUGAACUCCAAGUUCUCCUUCGACCUGCUUCCUGGCAAGAGAGCGGCGAAGAGGAACAACAGCCAGCGCAAGAUCGAGGUAAUGCAUGAUUUCCAGGGCAACCGUAGCUGUCUGUACGGCUCCACCACUGAAACAGACUCAGAGGCAGAAGACAAUCCAGAGCAGGUCACACGUCAUAUUAUGAAGGAACUCAUAGCUACAGAGAGGAUCUAUGUGGACGAGCUGCUCUCUGUCCUUCUGGGCUACAGGGCAGAAAUGGAGGACCCAUCCAUGUCUAAUCUUCUUCCCUCAGCUCUACGUAGCCAGAAGGACGUUCUGUUUGGCAACAUGCCAGAGAUUUACCAGUUUCACAGCAGGAUCUUUCUUCAGGAUCUGCAGGGUUGCCUGGAGACGCCAGAGCGGGUGGGGGCUUGUUUCCUGAAGCGGAAAGAGAAGUUCCAGGUGUACGAGCGUUACUGCCAAAACAAGCCUCGAUCUGAGUUGCUAUGGAGACAGUGCUCUGAUUCGCCCUUUUUUCAGGAGUGUCAGAAGAAGCUGGACCACAAGCUGGGUCUGGACUCUUACCUCCUGAAACCAGUCCAGCGCCUCACCAAGUACCAGCUGCUACUCAAGGAGCUACUGAAACACUGUACAGAGGAACAUUACCGCUGUGAACUCCAGGAGGCUCUGCACUCCAUGCUGGAGCUGCUUAAGUCUGUCAACGACUCCAUGCAUCAGAUAGCCAUCACUGGAUAUCAGGGCGACCUCAGCCAGCUGGGCCGAGUGGUGUUGCAGGGCAGCUUCAGCGUGUGGAUCAGCCAUAAGAGGGCAGCGGUGCGCAUGAAGGAGCUGGCCAGGUUCAAACCCAUGCAGAGACACCUCUUCCUCUAUGACCUCGCCCUGCUCUUCUGCAAGCGCAGGGAUGACGACGCUCACGACAGGACGCCCUUCUACAGCUUCAAAUCCUGCCUCAGAAUGAGUGCAGUGGGAAUCACAGAAAAUGUGAAAGGAGAUGUGAAGAAAUUUGAAAUCUGGUACAGUGGCAGAGAAGUGGUGUACAUAGUUCAGGCUCCCACUCUUGAGAUCAAAGUUGCCUGGCUGACAGAGCUUCGAAAAAUUCUCACCAACCAGCAGAAGAUGCGUCAAGAUGAGGCGCCUUAUCUUACACUUUCAGACAACCCCCUCUCUGACAGUGCAUCAGAGAUGUGUGUGUCGUGGGGCGGAGCAUCGGUGGGAGGCUGCUCAGCGUGUCUCCCUGUUCCUCACAGUUCCUCGGCAACAAGCCACUCCAACAGGUACCGGGGGGAGGAGUCCAUACACACCAGCCCCGCCCACUCAGAUCCCGUGGUUCACUCACCUCGACGCACUUGGCCUGUCCCUGCCCACUCAGUGGCAAUCUGUGAGGGCCUGGAGGACUGGGGUGCAGCUACAGACCUCUCCAACUUAUCCGACUCAGAUGAGGAGGAUCAGCCCGCCCCCCUGGUGGCGGGCAGGUACAGGGUCAUGGUAGAGAGCAGCAUGGCCAGCGCUGAUGACAUCAUCUUUAACUGUGGUGAUGUCAUCCAACUGCUGCAUGAGGAAGUGUCAGGAAUGUGGAUGGUGAGGAAUAUAAGCCGUGGGGAAGAAGGGCGUGUUCUACCUGAGGACCUGCACAGGAUUCUGGGAGAGACCUGCUAAGAGCCAACCAGAACAGAGGAUAGAGGACACAGAGGUAUUCCAUCAACUUCCUGACUGAAACGGGGAAUCUGACUCUGCCGAGAUGUUCAGCAGAUCAUCAGAUUGAAGCACAUCAACCGCGUAUUUUACUCUUCAAACUACUGUGACACUCUCACCUCAGAAGGCUGUAAACUACAGGAUGAACCUCAGAAGACUGUAACAAUGCAAAGCACAUAUGUGGAACCUCUUUUUUUCCCAGCAGUAACGCAGUUGAUUAUUUGGACUUUGAAACGUCAAACUUUUAUUCAUACGUACAGAAAGGACUUUUGUUGGACUUCAAGUUUUAUCAUUUCUAUUUUCUUAUGAAAUAUGACAGAAAUCAUGCAUAUGCCUACUAACAUAUCAUAACUGUUCAUGUGCCAAACAGCUCAGCUAAUUAUUGUGGCUUCUUUUUGUACAACAGUCAGUUCUGGAGUAUAGCUUUACCUUGGUGUCAUCGUUUUUAAGGAAUUUCAGCCCUCUCUUCUUUUCUACAGCAGCCAGCUACAUCACCAGAUGGUAUGCAUGUGAUGUUAUUGAAUGUCAAAAUGGCCAUGGUUACUCCACCUCUUAGUGGUAAAAGCAAAGUAUCUGCAGACACAUGACAGAAAAAAAGGCAAGAAAAGAAGUGUGGCGAUAUUCAGUCAAGGUCAUAACAGACACUGUGUUUUUUUUUUGAAAAUGUCAUUGCAUACCCUCUAUCGACAUUUAGAGUGUUUUCAUACUUGAUCCUUUUCAGCCCUCUAAGCAGACUCAGAGCUGUGACUCAGCAUUUUUUGGGCAUAUGUGAACACUCCAAGAGAACUCAGACCCCUCUGAAGAGAAUCAAAGUCAGACCACCUCGUGGGGUGGUGUAAAUUCGGUUCACUUCAAGUCUGCGGUGCGGUUCACUUAACCUGUGCCUUGUGAACACAAAGCGCUCCAGGUUCACUUUGCUCUUUCCCAUUGUAUUCAGCGCUCUAGAUCAUACGAAACCAUGUCGGCCUGUAAUGCUUGUAAGGAUGCAGGACAAGGAAUAGAUUGGUCCAGGGAAGAUACUGCACAUGUCCAGAUGUGGAAUGUAGAAUACAUCAAACAGCAACAGUCUACAGCAUAGAAACGCUAAGGGUUUCCUCCAAUAUUAAGUUAAUCUGAAAGUGAGGGGCUUCAUAAUCACACUGCAGUGCCACAUCAAAGUAAAAGCAAAACUAUGUCAAUAUAUAUAGGCUAUAGUGUGAACAGAAAGACGACUGAGACCCCAUCAGAGCUGAAGUUGACCAGAGAGAGAACUGAGUCCUCUUUCAAAUGAAUCCACAAUGUGAACACAAAAAGAACUGAGUCCCUUUUCUGUUGGUCCACUUUUUGGUGCACUUUAAGAGGACCGAGUUCGGUUUGUUUAAAAAGGAUUAUAUGCGAAAACACCCUUGUUGACAUGGCAGGAAAGGUGCAGGUGUAAUUAAUAACUUUAAGUCCUCAAGAUGAACCAUCUGGGUCUGUGGAAAAGUCCUGCAGUACUUAACGCAGUCUUAUCGUAGCUGGUUGUUGUAAUCCAAUGCUUGUUUGAUAUAUAAAUUGCACAUAUUUCAAAUGUUAGUAAUUUUUUGUAUUUAUUCUUUAUGUUUGCUGCUGUUGAUGGUGAUAAUGUGUUAUUAUUUUUUCCAAUAUUUUUCCUUUGGCAUCUGUUAAUUUUUAUUGGUGAUAAUUCUGCAACUCUUCCAUCAGAUCUAAUCUCAUCCUCUGCCACAGCUGUUAUUACCACUGACACGAGACAAACUUUAAGUCUGUUAGUUUGCUGCUCUGCAUGGACAGAUCACUGCACAUGCCUGCUGCUUUAUUUCUGCUUGUACUGCUAUUACACACCAACAGGGAACCGUGCUCAGUGUUAGCUAGUAACUGUAAAUACAGUAGUGUAGAACUUUAAUUGCCAGCUAAACUAUUACAGUUACAUUGUGGAUUACUACGUGAAUUAUAGAUUUUCAAUUUGGAGAGCUGAAUUAAUGAGGGAACAUUAUGGAAAAAAAACUGCCUGGUUUUAAAACUGCCCAGUCGGAUUUUCUUGACACUGUUAACAGUCGAGCAGCUUUCAAGCAAAGUGUGAAAAGUGGUUAUGAAAACACUGCCACUUUACCACCAUCAUGUGCUGAUGGUUUAUCUCUGAAGGGCAGAUACAGUAUGUGACAGAUUUGUAGUUAACUGUGAAUAUGUAAAAAUCAAAAAUUUAGAUAUGAAACACAAUGUUGGACAAUAGUCAUCUCAAUGGUGAAACUUUUUUUGGACAGUCAGACGUUGACACUCAGCUUUCAAGUGACAAAAGGUACAUCAGAUUCAUGCAGCUGCAUCUCUGGACUAUAUAGAUCAACACUAAACCUGAGAUUAACACUGAAAAAAGAUUCAUUUUCACAGUAUGUAACACCCACAGUGGGAACAUUGCAGUCACUUGACUGUGAGUGCCGGACUGUCUUAAUAAUGUGACCACUAAACUCAAUGUUUAAUUUAUUUUAAAUCCACCGACCACAGGCUCUACGGUAACAUCAGAUGUUGUUAAGACUGUAAUGUGUCUUUUCCACUGUACCUUAAACUGGUGUUUGCUGCUUUGCUUAUUUUGCACUUUUUUGAUAUUUUGAAUCAUUGUGAAAGCUUGUAUUAUAAUGCAUAAUGUAUAUGAUUAUUUUCCCAAAUAUA